AUGCAAUCCAAUAAAUCAACACAACCAAAUACAUCUUCUCAACGAAAUGGUUCUUCGCCAGUUUCACCUGUUAUUUUAGAUUCAUCAUCAGCUAUAAAAUUGAGUAUGGGAACAAUGAUGUAUCACGAAAGAGCUUUGAUGGCUCGAAAUGAUAUAUGGCAUAGAAUAUUAAUACUUCGUGGUGGUCUAUAUGAUAAAGAAGUUAUUUUAAAAAGUAUUUUAAAUGCUGUAAAUCCAGCAGAUUUAAUUCCUGUAAAAUAUCAAAUUAUAGGCGAAGAUUCGUGUUUUAUUGCCAGAAACUGUGAUCGAGCUUUAGAUCAAUUAUGCAAAUCUAGCUUAAUUGUUCAAUGCUUAGAUGGAAGUCCUUUAAUUUUGUCAAUAACACUUGCAUUUGCUUCUAUUCAUGAUCUUAAAAUUAACAUACAGCCUCUUUUAUUGACAGUGUUAAGAAAAAGAUAUAAUGCAGAAAAAAAGCUCUUAAUUUUAGAUAAUUUUCAUAAGGAUCCAGAAAUAUAUAAAACAGUGUACUGCCCUUUGUCACAAUGCAAAACUAUGAUCCAUGUUUUGAAACUAUCAAAAACUGCUCUUGGACCUUUCGAAUAUUUAAGUUUACAAAAUAAUGAACUUUCUCAAUUAACAGUUUUAGAAUCUACAAACAUAAAAUCUAUUAAAUAUUUAGAUUUAAGGCAUAAUAAUAUAUUACAGAUAGAUGAAUUACAGCCACUUAAAACACUGAGUAUUACAGAACUUUGGAUCGAUGGAAAUCCUUUAUGUGAAAAUUAUUCUAGUGCUAGUCAAUAUGUUGAAGCUGUAAAACAUUAUUGCUCAAGUGUGUAUAAACUAGAUGGAGUAUUAGUAAAUUCAGUAGGACUUCCAUUAGUUUUCAAAAGUUAUGUGAAAAAUUGGAAAAAAAGAAAAUUAGUUGAACAGUUUAUACAACAUUUCUUUACAGCUUACGAUAACAGAGAUAGAAGUGUAAUGAGAGGUUUAUACCAUGAUAAUGCAUGGUAUUCUACAACAGUUGGUAUGGCAAGUUCAUUGAUAAAUAAAAAGUAUCUUGAACAUUUUAGUCAAGAGAAUAGAAAUUUAUUAAUUUUUGGUAAAAAUAAUCGACAAUGUUUAUAUUACGGUCAAGAACAAAUUUUAAAUAUAUUGAAACAAAUGCCUGCUUCUCAACACAUUUAUAAUUCAUUUUGCUGUGAUCUUAUGUACAGUAAUAAUGAUUUAUUAACUAUAUCUGUAGAAGGACUAUUUAAAUUAUGUAGUGCUUCAAAUCAAAUAUACUGUUUUAAUCGUACAUUUAUUAUAUCCGAAGAAGAAGACAAUGAAUUUAAAUUAUUAAAUGAUCAAUACCAUAUAUAUCUACCAAUUCAUGAAAUAGAUUAUAUAAUAUAUAACAUAGAAAAUGAAAACCCACCUACAUUUAAAGCAACUUGUUUUAGUCCUAGUGAAAAAGAAAAUUUAAUUCUUACUUUGCAAGAAUCUACAAUGAUGACAUUGGAUUACUGUGAACAAUAUUUAAAAGAUGCAGCUUGGGAUUUAAGAAAGACAAUAAUAAAUUUUUUACAUCACUAUAAAAAUGGCCAAAUACCAAAAGACGCUUUUAACAAAUAAGAAAAAUAAUG
Molecule: messenger RNA, 1625 nt
Organism: Ceratosolen solmsi marchali
Lineage: Eukaryota; Metazoa; Arthropoda; Insecta; Hymenoptera; Agaonidae
Product: nuclear RNA export factor 1
Exons: 1
Coding region: 1-1614 (537 amino acids)
Biological process (GO): poly(A)+ mRNA export from nucleus
Cellular component (GO): nucleus
Molecular function (GO): protein binding; RNA binding
Source: RefSeq, a predicted model, not a curated record